Messenger RNA from Manihot esculenta (cassava), 426 nucleotides. RefSeq names its product E3 ubiquitin-protein ligase Os03g0188200. The transcript has 2 exons. The coding region runs from base 1 to 426 and encodes 141 amino acids. The record is from RefSeq and is a predicted model, not a curated record. Lineage: Eukaryota; Viridiplantae; Streptophyta; Magnoliopsida; Malpighiales; Euphorbiaceae.
AUGAUGCUAAUGUUCUUAGCCGAUCACCUUCAUCUUUCUCAACCUUUUAUGAUGAUGCCACCGUCUGCUCCGCCUCUUUUGUCACUCGACAGUCUAUUAGCUUACACGAACCAUGUCAAUAUAAUUCUUGAUAUUGAAAGCGGAGUAGCACCGAACGAAGAUGAUCAGCCGGCGACUGUAGUGGCAGCUGCACCCACCAAGCCACGGCUGACGGGUCAGGCGGUGGAAGAAGCAUUCCCGACGUUUGCUUAUGGAGAAAACGAGAAUUGCUAUGAGUGUGCUAUAUGUUUAGAGGAAUUGAAAGACGGAGACAAGUGCAGGAUGUUUCUUCCUUCUUGUAAUCACACUUUCCAUAAAGCUUGCGUUGAUCUCUGGCUUUCUGAGGAUAAUACAUGCCCACUUUGUCGUGUCGUUUUGCUCUCGUAG